This is a messenger RNA of Strongylus vulgaris, 420 nucleotides long. NCBI's taxonomy places the organism in Eukaryota, Metazoa, Nematoda, Chromadorea, Rhabditida, Strongylidae. The record is from the annotation of a GenBank genome assembly.
AUGACCAUAAGAGAUACUGUAAUAGAACACGCAGCUGAUGCGCAAAAAGUGGCUCAGUUCAAACAUCAAGCUAAGCUUACCGAUAAACAAGUUUGGUUAUGGACAAUCGAGGGAUUAGCCAAAAAAGGAAAGAUGGAGCAAUUGUUCGAUAUGGCCCAGAAGAAGUCUCCUGUCGGAUAUGUGCCAUUCAUCAAAGCCUGCAUGAAGUACCAUCGUGAAGAUGAAUGCAAAAAGUAUUUUGCAAAAGUGCAUGGGUAUCAAGAACUGAUUGCUGCUUACAUGGCUAUGGGAAAUUACGUUGGAGCUGCGAAAAUGGCUUUUGAUCGACACGAUCGUGAUAUGCUACAACACGUAUUUAUGAAAUCACAUAGAAAUAAGGAAGCAUACUCUAAAGUGGCUCAGCUGGUCAAAUCACUAUGA